Molecule: messenger RNA, 3009 nt
Organism: Metarhizium brunneum ARSEF 3297
Lineage: Eukaryota; Fungi; Ascomycota; Sordariomycetes; Hypocreales; Clavicipitaceae
Biological process (GO): protein import into nucleus
Cellular component (GO): cytoplasm
Source: RefSeq, a predicted model, not a curated record
AUGGAAGACAGCACCCUUCCCUGGAGCCUUGAUAAAGUUGAAUCUUUGAUCUCCUCACUCUACGAACCUGGUCAGCCCAAUGCCAUCACCGAGGCGCAGGCCCUGCUAGCCAAUUUCCAAUCCUCUCCUCAGGCCUGGAUUUUGGCCCAUGAGCUUCUAAGGCGACCGGAUGAGAAGGGAAAAUUCUUUGGAGCCCUCACCAUUAUUGUAAAACUUAACAGGGAAAGCUCGUCGCUCAGUGAGGAAAAUGCACAAGAACUAUUAGAGCACCUCAUUGGAUGGUAUCGAGAUUCUUUUGAGAAUUACACUGGUCCCUUGGUGCCACGCAAACUAUCAUCAGCCCUCGCAACUUUCUUCCUCCACUUCCAUCAACUGUGGCCGAGUUUUGUUCGCCACCUUAGCAUAUGCCUGGCCUCAUGGCAGUACUUUGACCCUCUUUCUCUACAAUCUUCCUUCGAUGUAGGUCGUGUCUUGGAUACGCUAGAUCUGAACAAACUAAAAGCCGUCUUAUGGGUCGUCACUAGUAUCGUGGAGGAUGUCAUCAGAAUUGACUGGAACACAGCAAAUGGGGUCCAUCUUUACAACUCCGUUGUUCGAGAAGCCACGGAUGCAGCAACUCUGUUAUUCAAAGGCUUGGCCGAGACCCAGAUGGCCGCUGUCAGUAACGACAGUAUCAAGUGUCUCCAGUCGUGGAUAUUCUUUGCUCAGAAAGCAUCCUCUCGCGACAGUCACGUUCUGGCCUUGUUGAGAAACCUGAUGCCUAGUGUCAUAGAGUCUCUUAUUUCUGAAAGCCGCUUCGGUGCUUCGGCUGAGCUACUCAUAGAUACUUUGUCUAAUUAUCCUGCUCUUCUAUCAGAGCACCAUUUUAACCUUUUGGUGAACCUCUUUGUUAGUUCUUGGGCGGAUGAACGUUACAGCAGGCUCCUCGAGGGCGACAUGGAAUUCGAAUCAGCCCAAUUUGGGCAGUUGCUCUUGGCAUUUGGCGAGGAAAAGUGCCAAUGGUUAAUGCAGUCUGAAGACCCCCGAAGCAAGGUCUUGCUUUCUAUGCUAUGUGGCUUACUGGGAUCCGAUGGCUAUCCGGUAGCUGAGAACAGAGUCUUCGUGCCAGCUAUCGAAUUUUGGUCCACCUUCACUGAAGUUAUGUCAGAUCUUGUCACUUUGGAUGAUAUCUCUACUACUCCCUGGGCGGAGUCGGCAUUAUUGCAGGUUCUGGAAGUGGUUUCAGUCGCAUGCCGUAAAAUCACCUACCCCCCGGCAGAAGAAUUCAGCCAGUGGGACUCUUCCGAUCGAGUAGGUUUCUCAGACGCUCGAAAGGACUUUAUUGACCUGUUACAAUCAGCAUACAGUCUAUCAGGCUUUCAGCUGGUAGCCACUUUUUCCAAUCUUGUACUCACUGCAUUAAACGACUGUGCGUGGUUACAGCUAGAGACAGCUGCUUUCUGUCUUGCUGGUCUUGCGGAUUGUAGCAAAGACGAUGUUCGCCUAGACGAGGCACUUGGAUCAGUCUUUGAAUCUUCUCUGUUCUCACAUCUCUCAUCCCCGAACACCGAUAUCACCUUACGGACGCGGCAGACGUGCCUCUAUCUCAUAGAACAAUAUACGGAAUACUUCGAACGAAAUGUUUCUUCCCUUGCUCCCGCAUUAAGGCUCUUAUUCAGUCUGUUGGGAAAUCCGUCUAUGGCGGCACCGGCAUCGAGAUCAAUUCUUCGACUAUGCUCCUCUUGUCGGCAUCACCUUCACGCAGAGACAAACGGGUUCCUCGAUGAAUAUCAGACCUUAGCUGAGCAACAGAGACUCGAUUGCAUAUCCUCUGAAAGAGUCCUCGCCGCCAUUGCAUCUAUUGCACAAGCCAUUCCCGACGCUCCUCGGAGAUACAACGCAUGCACAAGGCUAAUAGAAUUUAUUCAAAACGAUAGUGCUCGCGCAAGGGAGCUAGCUCAGCUUCCUUUAGGUACCAAGCUGCCCUGUUUUGGUCAGCGAUGCAUGGAAAAUUCUGCCGACGACUCGCCCGGACUACAUAUCGCGUUAAAGACUCUGCGUUGUUUAGUUGGUAUCGGGAGAGGUCUCCAAACUCCCGUAGAGUCAACCAUUGACCUUGACGCAAGCAACCCGUCGGAAGCUGAGUAUGAUGACCAGUUGGAAAGGCUUCACAUACAGGUUGUCCGAAUCAUCAUGGACAUUGAAGAUACUUUUGGUAGAAAUAGUGAGGUCAACGAGCUCGUUUGUGCCGUCCUCCGUUGUGGCUUCUCAGAAAGUGAACCAGGACCGUUCGUGCUUGGGUUUCAAGAUGUCACCAGCUACUUGACCCGUCAUGUUGGAAAUAUUCCCAGGCCAGGGAUAUUUGUUUCCACUGCUUGCUCGUUUGUCAGCUCUCUCUAUGCACAGGGAAAUCCCAAUAAAGGGACGGUAUAUACAACAUUACUACUGUGGGUAAUACGGUUGCUUCAACAAUCGUCUGACCCAGAGCAUGAUCCAGAAUUAUCUCAAAAUAGUAUCGAUUUUGCUUGCCGGCUGCUGAGCAAAAGCCCAACAACCCUGCUCACACUGCAACCAACAACUGCCGCUGAAUAUUUUUUCCUCUUCACCAUACAGGUUUUGGAUGGUAGUGAACCCCUACCAAAGGCGGCAGCAGCAGAGUUCUGGGCAACGUUUAUAACACUGAAAGGUGGUCAUCCAGAAGCAUCGGAUGCUGCAGAGCAAGCGAUGGGGACUCUAGGUCCUCUCCUUGCUCGAAGCCUGGCUAGAAAUAUCGGAGGCCGAGCCUCAAGAAGCGAGCUGGAUAGGCUUAGCGAACCCAUAAAGAGACUAGUCAAUUGUUACCCUCUGGCAAAAGAGUGGCUACAAAGUGCGCUCGGUCACAUGUCAUUUCCAAGUUCCAAGGUGACAGAGGAACAGAAGGCAUUAUUCGUCAAGAAGGUAGUAAGUCUCAGGGGCUCUCGAGCUACUAACCAAGUUGUGCGUGAUUUUUGGUUGUCCGCUCGAGGUAGUAGCUUCGCAUACGCUUCUUAA